AUGUUUGAAUCAAUAAACGUUGUCUUUUUUUUCUUGCGCCUUACAGAAAACCCAGAGCGUGCUGCUCUGUAUUUUGUCUCCGGCGUGUGCAUCGGCCUUCUCCUGACCCUGCUGGCCUUGGUGCUCCGAGUUUCCUGUCGGACGGACUGCAAACGCUCACGGUCAAAGAAGCCGCCACGGGAGACCGAGAGCGACAGCAGCGAGAGCGAUGAUGACUCAGACACCACCUCGGACCUGUCGGCCCGCCGUCAUCGCAGGUUCGAGAGGACUUUGAACAUGAACGUCUUCACCUCUGCCGAGGAGCUGGAGAGGGCCCAGCGGCUGGAAGAAAGGGAGCGCAUCAUCCGGGAGAUAUGGAUGAACGGGCAACCGGACAUCCCAGGGACCAGAAGCCUGAAUCGCUACUACUAAUGGCUGGCCCAGUUGACUGUUCGGUACUACAUAGACGACACCUUCUAAGCCUACGAGGCAGAGAUGAACCUCACUCUAUAAUGUCUUCCUUUCCAGAGAGCUUACGGAAGGAUUGUCAACAACGAGCAAUAACGCUUCCCAUCAUUCCCUUUGAGCCUCGUAAUGGCUACCUAAGCCAGGUUUAUCACCGACAAGUAUUUGCUUCACAAAAAUAAACAUUCUCUUGUUACAGGAGAAAGGAAGGCCAGUUGGUGUUAUUCUGGAGUGCAACAGGACGCUUGAGAUUAUCACUUGUUGUUUUGGAAGAUUUGGAAAUCAUGGCACAGAUUCUUUCUUGGCUGGUUAGUUUUUGCUUUUUGAGUGUCGUUAUGAGGAACUCGGUAACAACUAUUACAAGAUUCAUUGGUUGUAUCCAGAGGAUGUCUUAUGCAAGCAGAAGGCACUUUUGUCUGCGCAAGGAGGGGGGGUUCCUCCAGUUUCUGUAGGUUCAUUGCCCCCUGUUGCA
Molecule: messenger RNA, 916 nt
Organism: Gekko japonicus
Lineage: Eukaryota; Metazoa; Chordata; Lepidosauria; Squamata; Gekkonidae
Gene: EVA1A
Product: eva-1 homolog A (C. elegans)
Exons: 1
Coding region: 1-411 (136 amino acids)
Source: RefSeq, a predicted model, not a curated record